ACACAUCCUUCAGUGAGCACAUCUCACUCGACACUCGCGAAGAUGCCGUCCACUCACAACGUGGAUAAGCCGUGGGACACGGACGACAUCGACAAAUGGAAAGAGGAGCCCUUCACCGCCGACCAGAACUUGGGCGGCACUUUCAGCGAGGAAUCGACCUUUUCCACGCUGUUCCCCAAAUACCGCGAAUUGUACCUGAAGACGCACUGGCCGCGCAUCACCAAGGCGCUGGAGAAGACGGGAAUCGCCUGUUCGCUCGACUUGAUCGAGGGCAGCAUGACGGUCAAGACGACGCGGAAGACGUUUGAUCCCGCCGCCAUUCUUAACGCCCGCGACCUGAUCAAGCUGCUUGCGCGCAGUGUGCCGCUGGACGAGGCGAUGAAGAUCCUGGAGGACGGCGUUGCGUGCGAUGUCAUCAAGAUACGCGGAAUGGUCAGGAACAAGGAGAGAUUCGUCAAACGACGACAACGCAUUCUGGGUCCGAAUGGCAGCACGUUGAAGGCGCUUUCGCUGCUCACUCAGACGUACAUUCUGGUGCAGGGUAACACAGUAUCGAUCAUGGGGGGAUACAAGAACUUGAAAGAGGUGCGACGAGUGGUGGAAGAUUGCAUGCAGAAUAUACACCCCAUCUACCACAUCAAAGAGCUGAUGAUCAAGCGGGAGCUGGCAAAGGACCCCGAGCUCAAGAACGAAAAUUGGGAACGCUUUUUACCGCACUUCAAGAAGCGCAACUUGAGCAAGCGCAGGGUGCCGUUCAAGGUCAACGACAAGGCAAAGAGAGUCUACACGCCCUUCCCGCCGCCGCAGGAGAAGAGCAAGGUGGAUCUACAGAUUGAGAGCGGAGAGUACUUCUUGAAUAAGGCAGCGAAAGAUCGGGCGAAGAAGGAGAGGCGGGAAGAUGUGAUGAAGGACAAGAUGGAGGAGCGCAAGAGGAAGCGCGAGGAAGCAUUCGACGCACCCAAAGAGGACGCCGAAGUCAAGAAGAAGAAAAAGAAGAAGUCGAAGGAUGACGACGGGGAAAAGAAGAGCAAAAAGCGGAAGGCUACCGAAGAUGUUGACAUGGAAGGUUGAAGAGCUUUGAAAAUCUUGUAGUAUACCACCACCUGCUGUUAGCGACGGAGUCUGGCGCGAUUCAUUACUCGACGGCAUGGAUGGACCCGCACCAUGAUAUUGAUAGCAUCUGGCUCGAAGGUCUGUGAUCUCUCUCUUUCUCUCUCUCUCUCACACACACGAAAUCUCUCUCUCUCUCUUUCAUUACAGAACUCUCUUUCUCUUGACAGAACCUUCGCCUCAUCCUCUAUCAAGCUCCCGCCGAUCGCCGAUACCAAGCUUGCCUUAUAAACCAGGAUAGCAUAACCUUCUCCAGGAUUCACCAUCUUGACAUAUGCAGGAGGAAGCGUAAAUUGAAAGGAUGGCUUAUGAUUGGUCAACAUGGCCGUACCCAUUGAGUGUAGCAACAUA
Messenger RNA from Sphaerulina musiva SO2202, 1461 nucleotides. RefSeq names its product eukaryotic type KH-domain (KH-domain type I). Lineage: Eukaryota; Fungi; Ascomycota; Dothideomycetes; Mycosphaerellales; Mycosphaerellaceae. The record is from RefSeq and is a predicted model, not a curated record. The transcript has a single exon. Gene Ontology annotation, cellular component: small-subunit processome; nucleolus. The coding region runs from base 43 to 1071 and encodes 342 amino acids. Gene Ontology annotation, molecular function: RNA binding.